Molecule: messenger RNA, 1609 nt
Organism: Daphnia magna
Lineage: Eukaryota; Metazoa; Arthropoda; Branchiopoda; Diplostraca; Daphniidae
Product: evolutionarily conserved signaling intermediate in Toll pathway, mitochondrial
Exons: 5
Coding region: 372-1574 (400 amino acids)
Cellular component (GO): mitochondrion
Source: RefSeq, a predicted model, not a curated record
GUUGUAUAUAUCAUUGGACGCAUAAAAAUAUACUCAACGGGAAUAGAAAUUAGAAUCAAAAGCUGAAGUUGAUCUUAUUGAUAACAUUAUUUAUAAUUAUCAUGCUACGUUGUUGCUGACAUAUCGUCGUAACUACAGCAGACGCUUCUUAUGCGAACAACAAGAAAACAAAAUAGGCAUUAAAUUCACCGUUACUGUCUUAUUUUAUAUGUUACGGUGAACCCAAAUAAGAAAGAAAAAAAAAAGCAAACUUUGGCUCCACGGAUUUACCGUCUAUCUUCGUGUAUUGAGAGAGCCUGGUUGUUUUUGACGAAUUAUAUUCUAUUUACUUUGUAGCCCACCAAGUAAAUAUCAAUUUACAUACAUUGAAAAUGGCAGUGAACUUUGGUUUAAGAGUUAAAAGAAUUUGGCAGAAAAGUUUUCCACAAAUCUGUAUGUACAAGUUUUCUGGCAUAUACGUGCGUCACAUUCAUAAGAACAGUUCAUAUUGUCGAAGCAAAGAGCCAAACCAGCUGGUUGUUACAUCAUCUACGUUUAAUGCCCCAGAAGGAGAUAGAAAUAAAGACACAUUCUUAGAAGCUGUUAAAAUAUAUACAACUAGGCCAGGACCACGUCGUUCACAAGUGGAAUUUAUUUAUUCUGCUCUGAAGCACAUGGAAGAGUUUGGAGUUCAUCGUGACCUACAAGCAUAUAAAGAAAUUAUUGAUAUUUUACCAAAGGGUACAUAUAUUCCAACAAAUAUGUUUCAGGCAGAGUUUAUGCACUAUCCAAAGCAACAGCAAUGUAUAAUUGAUGUUCUGGAACAGAUGGAAGACAAUGGUGUGUGUCCAGAUGCAGAAACCGACGCUAUGGUCCUUAACAUUUUUGGCCGCCAUGGAUUCCCGACGAAGAAACUUAGAAGAAUGACUUACUGGAUGCCAAAAUUUAAGAACCUGUCUCCAUGGGCACUCCCAGAAAAGAUCCCCACUUCUAAUCUUGAAGUAGCAAAACUUGCUGUCCAGAGAAUGGGUAGUGUUGAUCCAGCCACAGAGAUGGAAAUUUUUCAAACAAGUGAAUUGAGAGACGCCAUCGACGAUACUUGGAUUGUUAGUGGUCAGAGCGCUACACAAAGGGAACUUUUGGCAAAACUCCAAGAAAAGAAAACAGUCUUUGUUGAAGGAGCAUUCCCAAUAUGGUUAAGAAGAACUAGUAUAAACUACUUUAUUUUACGUUCUGACCCUGAACCCCUAUCAGAAGAAGACCAGAAGCAAAGAGCUCAAUUCGACUAUGAUGAUGUCAGUCAGUUGCGUUCAUGGAUAUUAGGACAAGAAAACCUUACUCGAAAAGACAUUAUUAUUGAGCCUUCAGUCCACGAACAAGAAGACGGGACGAUCCUGGCUGUAGCUGUAACAGGCACUUGCUCGAAGGACUCUCUUCUUUCUUGGAUUCGGUUUUUAGAAAAAAAGAAUCCAAACUUAGCAAAUCUUAGUAUCUUAUUCGCAACAAACUCUCCUUUGGGUGAAGUUAUACCAGCAAUCGAGUCUAGUGUGCCUGUAAACACAGUUAAGAAAAUAACGGAUACUUCUGACUUGUGAAUAAAAGUUUAUGUCCAGUAGACAUUGUUUUUAAA